GUCAUUCCACAGAUUUUGAAGUGCACAGGAACUGGCUUGCCAUUACUCACAGCCUACCAGCCUCUCGGUGGUACUAUGAGAUAGUUUAACCGGCAAGUUUUGCUUUUAAGAUCUGCUUGUCCCUGGAAGCUGAACAAACCUCUCAAGCAGGCAAUUGCAGCCUCUUUUGCCUGUCCUGUCAGCCUUCCUAGAUUAAAAAGUGAAGGUCUCUCUCUGGGUUAGCCCAGCGAACUGAUCCAGAUCGUUCCCCUUUACACAGACAAGAAUAGCAACAACCGACCGGUUUGCAAUAAUUUGGGCAACUUCUGAAUGGACCUUGGAUUACCCUCCCUUUUUUGCCUGGUUCGAGUGUAUGCUUUCCUACGCUGCGGUGUACUUUGACAAAGAGAUGUUGUCCGUACAGAACCUCAACUAUGCCAGCCAAAUGACCAUCCUUUUCCAAAGGCUAUCAGUGAUCGCUACGGAUACGCUCUACAUCUAUGCUGUGUACCAAUGCUGCAGUUGUGUAAACGGGAAGCGAGGCGGAAAAGACCUAUUGGAGAGCCCACCGUUUGUUCUUUCAGUCCUCCUCUUGUGGAAUUUUGGCCUCUUAAUUGUGGAUCAUAUUCACUUCCAAUACAAUGGUUUCCUGUUUGGAUUGCUGCUGCUUUCCAUUGCACGAUUAUUCCAGAAAAGAUACUUGGAGGGAGCUUUUCUCUUUGCUAUCCUCCUGCAUUUCAAGCACAUCUACCUCUACGUAGCUCCAGCCUACGGCAUCUAUCUACUCCGAUCUUACUGCUUUCCCCAAAAUAACCCAGAUGGAUCUCUUCGGUGGCGCAGUUUCAGUUUUCUGCGUGUAAUCAUGCUCGGAUUAAUGGUCUGCCUCGUUUCUGCCGUUUCCCUGGGGCCCUUUCUGGUUUGGGGUCAACUUCCUCAACUUUUCUCUCGCCUCUUCCCUUUCAAACGCGGCCUCUGCCACGCAUACUGGGCCCCAAACGUUUGGGCGGUGUAUAACUCCCUUGACAAGAUGUUGUCAGUGCUUGGGCUGAGGUAUCAAUGGCUUGACCCUGCAAAAAUACCUAAGGCAGCCAUGACAGGAGGGCUGGUUCAGGAAUUUCAGCACAGCGUCCUCCCUUCUGUGACCCCACUGGCAACCUUAUGCUGCACCGCCGUCUCAAUGCUGCCUUCUGUUUUCUGUCUUUGGUUUAAACCCCAAGGGCCCAGAGGAUUCCUCAGGUGCUUGGUUCUCUGUGCGCUAAGCUCCUUCCUGUUCGGUUGGCACGUCCACGAGAAAGCCAUUCUCCUCGCCAUUCUCCCUUUGAGCUUGCUGUCUGUGGAGAGGUCAAGAGAUGCUGGCAAUUACCUAAUACUGUCCACUACGGGGCAUUUUUCCCUCUUCCCACUGCUGUUUACCACACCAGAGCUGCCCAUUAAAAUACUGCUGAUGCUCCUCUUUUCGGUGUACAGCUUCUCCUCCCUGAAGGCCCUGUUCAGGAACGAGCCUCUGCUUCACUGGCUGGAAAAGGUCUACCUCAUUGGGCUGAUACCCAUAGAAAUCACCUGUGAAAUUGUGUUUCCUUUUACUUCCUGGGCUCAAAAACUGCCUUUCCUGCCUUUGUUGCUCACCUCAGUGUAUUGUGCUUUCGGCCUUAUUUAUGCCUGGCUCAAGCUCUACAUCUCGGCCUUCCUAGGACCAUCGGAAGGCAAACCAAAAAAAGAGCAAUGAUUUGUAUAUCAUGGGUUCCAAGCCAGCAAAGAUCAUUCCAGAAAGUUCACAACCGCAACAUGUGCUAACAUGGGACAUCCUGUACCAAUUCCAGAAAUGGAAGUUAAAAACUCGUUUUUUUUAAAGAUGUGGAGACCUGAAACGAAUUGGAAAGUAAUUAGGUUUUUUUAUACCGGUGUGACCUGAAUGCAAUAUUGGUUAUUUCGAUAAUUGCGGUUGCAAGAAAAAAAAAAUCAACGUUUUUGCUUAUUUCAAAUUAUUCUGUCUCCAAAGGCCGUCGGGAUGUGCUGAUAACAAAUACAGAGGAAACAAGAACAAUUUCUUUCUCCCCAGUUUGAGAUGUAAUAUAUAUAUAUAUUCCUUAUUUUGAAUUAUAAGGAAAAACAGAUUUGCAAAUUUAAGAGAUGGGACCUUGCAUGUAU
Messenger RNA from Notechis scutatus (mainland tiger snake), 2127 nucleotides. It is a transcript of the gene ALG8, whose product is annotated as ALG8 alpha-1,3-glucosyltransferase. The record is from RefSeq and is a predicted model, not a curated record. NCBI's taxonomy places the organism in Eukaryota, Metazoa, Chordata, Lepidosauria, Squamata, Elapidae. Gene Ontology annotation, molecular function: dolichyl pyrophosphate Glc1Man9GlcNAc2 alpha-1,3-glucosyltransferase activity. Gene Ontology annotation, cellular component: endoplasmic reticulum membrane. Gene Ontology annotation, biological process: dolichol-linked oligosaccharide biosynthetic process; protein N-linked glycosylation.